UGUCGUUUCUCUUGCAAGACGAGCGACGAUGGAAGCGGAGGUGCAGGCAGUGGAGCAGGCUGUGUACCAGCUGUACCACAACCCUGACCCGGCCAUGAAAGCCUCGGCCGAGGAGUGGUUGCGAACAACGGCUGCUACAGAGGCGAGCUGGGAGGCGACGUGGGCACUGCUGCAGGAGGAUCGGGCGUUCGAGACCAGAUACUACGCUGCCAUUCUCUUGGCAACAAAGAUCCAGCGAACGUGGAAGAGCUUGGACGAAAGCAGCAAGCGAGCACUGGCAGAGCAGUUGAUCGACCUGGCCGCCAACCUCUUCUCAGCAUCGCGAUCCCUGUUCAUUCGGUGCUGCAACACGCUGUGCUCCCUCAUCCUCAAGGCCGUCCCGGAGCACUUGCCCCAGUUUGAAACCACCAUCUAUGAGCGGUUCAUGGAGCUUGAAAAGACGAUUGGGCCAAGCCAAGGCACCCUGGCGUACCUCAUCCUCUUCAAGAUUCUCGGGGAGGAGUACACGACGCGAUUCCUGUCUACGGCCCGCCGCCGUUACGUCGACGUUGAGAUGCAGCGUGCAAAGCAGCAGGUGAUGGAGGUGUGCUGGACUGCGCUCAACCAAUACGACAACGAAGAAGUCGCUGCUGCCGGUCUCGAAUGCGCAACAAGCUGGACCUUUUGCUUUCCAAACUGGGAUCUCUCGCUGAAGAUUGCACAAAAAGCAUUCGAAUACUUGCAGUAUCCUCAGCUGACGGCGGCCGCCGUUGAACUGAUCUUGGAGGUCACGCAUCUGGACCCAGCUUACAAGUCGCCGUCCAUCGUUCUUGAGAUCGCCACGCUCGUCAGCAACAGCCAGUCCGCUUUUGCCCAGGCGCUCGAGAACGGCGAGGAAGACGUUGUCCGUGCGCUGACGCGGCUUGCAACAGUGUUUGGACAGCGUCACAUGUUCCGCAUUGCAAACGACAGGGCCGUGCUGCAGGCGUAUGUCGAGUACAUGCUCGCCAUCACAAGCAUACCAGGCCAGGUUCCACGGGACGAGACAACCUCCCACGAGACCUUCACUUUCUGGAACGACUUCAUCGACUACAUUGUGGACACCGAGCCCCAGCAACACCAAGCGCUUGUGCAGCAGUACGAGGCGACGCUACUUCGCUUCAUGGAGGCAGUCAUCAUCAAGGCAUCCCACCCGCCGGCAACAGAACCGCCACUCGCUCAGGAUGAAGUGACGGAUUUGCGCGCGUACCGGGCUGACAUGGGCGAUGUCAUCUCCUAUCUCUGCACAAUGCUCAAGAACGACUGCCUGCUGUAUCAGCAUCAGCUUCUGGAGGCGGCAAUCGCAGACGAAUCUUUGGAGCGUGCGGAGAGCACGGUGUUCUUCUUUGGGUGCGCGGCGGAGAUGAUGGAAGGUCACGUGCAGGCGCCGAACAGCUUCAUCAACACGCUCGCCUCCUUCCAGCCAGGCUACUAUGAGCUGGACAAGACGUGCAUGCUUGCCCUGGGCAACUGCGCAGACUGGCUUGCCUGUAACGCAUCUCGCCUUCCAGACGUCUUCGAAAUCAUCCGAAACAGGAUGGGAGAAGCACAACUGCUUCCGCUCGCUGCCAGUAGCAUCAAGGCAAUCGCAAGAGGCUGCGAUGUGCAUCUGGCGGAUUAUCUGGACCAAGUGCUCGGUGUCGCGCUUCCAGUCAUUGAUGGCGACGCCCCAGCGGAGGCGAAGCGGGCACUAGCGGAGUCGGUGUGCUUUGCGCUACGAAAAGCGCCUGUGGAGACAGUCGCUGUUGUCACGCCACAGAUCUACGAGCCAUCGUUCCUCGUCAUGGACCAGUGCCUGGCUGCCGGGACGGAGCAAGCGCGCGUGCUGUUGGGCGAACACCUCUUGAUUAUCAACCGCAUCGUCCGCGGCCUCAGCCCAGAGAAUCUCGGGGAACUGCCCCACCCGGCACUGCCACUCAUGGAGGGUGCAAUGCAGCGCUUCACAAAGGCCGUCGCCGUGUUCCAGGCAGACGUGGAGACAGCACAGCGCGUGUGCACGUGCAUUUCCAGCGCUGUGCUGACCCUGGACCACGCAUUUGACGUGCUCCUUCCAUCCGUUGUUCCUUUCCUUCUUCGCGAGUAUGAAACAACCCGGAUCCCGAGUUAUGUCAGCGCCCUCACGGAUGUGAUUCUGCUAUUUCACGACCACCACGACCAGCAGCAGCUCUUUCAGGAAGCCGUGCACCAGUGCUUCACUGUCGCCGCAGCGUGCAUGCAGAACUACUCUCAGGCGGACCCAGAGUCCAUCAGCGUAUUCUUCAGGCUCGUGUUCAAAGUUGGCCGCAGCUGCCCCAACAGCAUGUUCUACUCGUCCACUACCGUCUCGGAGCUUAUUGAUUGUCUCAUUCUCGCCCUCACCGUGAACGAGCUGAUUGUUGUGCGGGAAGCCGGCAAUGCCCUGCGCGUCAUGUUUGAGAAGACGGGCCACAACGCCAUCUUGGAGGAGGUGAUGCCAACAAGCCUUGCGCGCAUUGUAUCGACAUGCGUGCAGCUGCUUGCCUCCGGAUGUCCCAAGAUGAACCAGACAGUCUUCAUCGACGUCCUCGCUGACGUCAAUGUGCACUUCGUGGAAGCGUUUGGACAGCUUAUGCUCCAGUCUUUGGCAGAGGAGUCGGUGCCAAUUGAUGCAAUGCAAGCGGAGCUGAUGGUGCAGCAGCUGCAACGAAGCCGUGUGAGGAAGACGCGGUUCAAACAGACGAUGCUGACGUUCGUGAAGAUGUGCGCAGAAGCGCGUUCCGAAGUCAUUGUCUUGGACUGAUCCAUUGCACAUGUGCAUGUGUGUGCAAUGUCAACUUUUGGUGGCCGCCUUGUUGUCUAUUCUAGUUGUGACAGAGACCAGGGAGGGGGUGGGGCGUGUGACGUUGUGCUUGAAUGUGCUUGGCAUGCAAGCAAGGGCCAGACUUCGCGAACGAAAAAAAAUUACAGAUGUAAGCGAAAACACA
Molecule: messenger RNA, 2960 nt
Organism: Salpingoeca rosetta
Lineage: Eukaryota; Choanoflagellata; Craspedida; Salpingoecidae
Exons: 30
Coding region: 29-2776 (915 amino acids)
Biological process (GO): protein import into nucleus
Cellular component (GO): cytoplasm; nuclear membrane
Molecular function (GO): small GTPase binding
Source: RefSeq, a predicted model, not a curated record